AUGGGGCAAAGUAGUUCUACACCUGGAUUUAAUUUAUAGCAAUAUUAAUAUAUAAAUUAGAUAAUAGAUCCCAGAUUUGGAAACAUUAAGUUAUAUUAAAAGAAUGAGACUGGAGAAACAAUUUGCAUAAUUGAAAAGAAUUUCAUUUAGAUCAACAAUCCUGUUAAAAAUCUAGAUCAUCCAAACAUAUUAAAAGUCCAUUACUAUAAGGCUGAUAUAUGUAAAAAUAUUUGUUCAUCCUUUACAAAAUUACAACUUAUUUAAGAAUAUGUAAGUAACGAGUUAAGAUCGAACAUAAAAAAUAGAGCAAACAAAUAAUAAUAUUUUGAGGAGAAAUAAUUAUGGGGUUUGCUAUCCAUGUGUUUAAAGGCAUUAAUGUAUUUUAAAUCAUUUUAAAUAUAUCCAAUGGACUUAAAAAACAUUCUCCUUUCUAAUUAAGGAGCCAUCAAAUUUCAAUCUUAUUAUGAUAUUUCAAAUAGUCAAUACAUGCAAUUAUUGAAUUAGAUCACAGAAGAUAUGCACAUCUCCCCUGAGGAAUUGGAAUGCCUAAAAUCCAAAGAACAAGUAUUAAACUUAGAUUUUGAGAAAUGUGAAAUAUUUUAAUUGGGAUUAACAGCAUUAUGGGCUGCUACUCUAGCCGAUACUAAUUCAUUGUUUAGUUAUGACACUCUCAAUUACAGUGAAUAUGAGAUGAAACAACGAAUAGAGGAAUUAAAUUAUAGUUAAUAAUUUAAAAAUAUCCUAUUAAAAAUGCUGAAAAGAUUCCCUCAAGACAGAGGAUCAUUCAAUGAACUUCUCUAAGUAGUAUCCUAUCAUGAAUGUAAUGAGAAUCUAUUAGAAAUCAAACCAUUAAACUAAAUGGACUAAAGCAUACAAUAAAUAUCUAGAAUAAGGUAGUAAUAUAGUUCUAGAUCACUGUUAUCUGAUAACAAUAUUGCUAAGAAUGUAAAUGAAGAUUGUUAACUCUCGAGAAUUUCUAAUUAAUCUAACUUUCAAUUGUAACAAAAUGAAACCAGCAAAAUAUCUUUGGAUAACAAAUUUAAUAUUUCUGAAUCAUAAAACUCGCUCAAACCAGAUAUACAUCCAAUCAAUAAAUAUAGAAAUAAACCAAGCUUUUCAUAAAAUAAAUAACAAUAAGAUACCUAGAAUAUUUAUUUGUAAAUUGGUACUCCUAAUCAUUCUCCAGAAUCAAAAAAUACCUCCAAAAUAUCAUUAUCGACAAAAAAUCAAUUUUCUCAAGCUCCAAAACCAACAAGUUUAUUAGCCAACCCACUGAAAUUAAAUUAAUAACCCUAGUAGCAACUUAAAAAUAAUAUUCCAAAACCGUAAAAACCUGAAAAACCUUAAAGUCAUCAUUAACUUUAUGAUACUUCCUAUUUCUCAUAGUUGUCAUUAAUGAGUAAUAGGAGUAUUCUGGAAAACAAGGUUGAAGAUGCUAUACUAAAAAGUAAAAUUGCCUUAGAAAAAUUUGAUUAAACAAUAAAAUAAACAAAAUAAUUUAGAAAUUGA
This is a messenger RNA of Paramecium tetraurelia, 1509 nucleotides long. RefSeq lists its product as uncharacterized. The transcript is spliced from 3 exons. The record is from RefSeq and is a predicted model, not a curated record. Gene Ontology annotation, molecular function: protein kinase activity; ATP binding. Lineage: Eukaryota; Ciliophora; Oligohymenophorea; Peniculida; Parameciidae. Gene Ontology annotation, biological process: protein phosphorylation.